UGGAGCUGCGAUGACGCAUACGUCGUCUGCGAAAUAGGCGAAUUUUGUUGGAAAUCGGAUUCAUCGGAUUGUAAUGCGAUUACGUUGUUUUACCGUAAAAUAAGUGUAAAAUUUGGGAAACCCUUAAGAACUCUAGAUCUUAGUUAAAUAUAGUAGCUCACGAUGAGUUUUCUAGGCAAAAUAUUCGGUGGGAAGAAGGAGGAAAAAGGGCCAACUACGCACGAAGCUAUCCAAAAAUUACGUGAAACUGAGGAGUUGUUGAUAAAGAAACAAGAGUUUUUAGAGAGGAAAAUAGAAACUGAGAUACAGACUGCUAGGAAAAAUGGAACGAAGAACAAAAGAGCUGCAAUUGCCGCCCUAAAACGCAAGAAGCGCUAUGAAAAGCAGCUCACCCAGAUUGAUGGCACUCUUACACAGAUAGAAGCACAGAGGGAGGCCCUGGAGGGAGCCACCACUAACGCACAGGUCCUCAACACGAUGAAGGAUGCUGCUAAUGCGAUGAAACUCGCUCACAAGGAUAUCGACGUAGACAAAGUCCACGACAUAAUGGACGACAUAGCGGAGCAGCACGACAUAUCGCGGGAGAUCACGGACGCGAUCAGCAACAACGUGGCCUUCCCCAACGACAUCGACGAGGACGAGCUGGAGAAGGAGCUGGAGCAGCUGGAACAGGAGGAUCUGGACAAGGAGAUGCUGGGCAUCAGCGUGCCCACCGACACGCUGCCCGACGUGCCCAGCGCCGAGCUCGUGCGCGACAAGCCCAAGCCCAGCAAGUCCAAGAAGGAAGAGGACGACGAAGACUUCAAGAUGCUGCAAUCCUGGGCGACAUAAGUGCAUACGACGGACCCUCAUACGUGAUGUUGUGUGUUUGUGAUAAUACGUCAGUGCCCUGAGUGUACGCCAACGGAAUAAUAUUGUUGUC
Messenger RNA from Ostrinia nubilalis (European corn borer), 922 nucleotides. It is a transcript of the gene shrb, whose product is annotated as charged multivesicular body protein 4b. Gene Ontology annotation, cellular component: multivesicular body; cytoplasmic side of plasma membrane; ESCRT III complex. Gene Ontology annotation, biological process: vesicle budding from membrane; late endosome to vacuole transport via multivesicular body sorting pathway. NCBI's taxonomy places the organism in Eukaryota, Metazoa, Arthropoda, Insecta, Lepidoptera, Crambidae. The record is from RefSeq and is a predicted model, not a curated record. The coding region runs from base 163 to 831 and encodes 222 amino acids. The transcript has 5 exons.